Molecule: messenger RNA, 2432 nt
Organism: Magallana angulata
Lineage: Eukaryota; Metazoa; Mollusca; Bivalvia; Ostreida; Ostreidae
Exons: 4
Coding region: 1208-1966 (252 amino acids)
Source: RefSeq, a predicted model, not a curated record
CAUCUUAGUUUACACAAUCAUGUACAUGUAAAAAAUGCGACUUUGGGAAUUUUGGUUAAUGCACUGCUAAGAACAGUUUAAGGGUGUACAAAGUAUGUUAGGCCAUUGCAAGUUUUUUCUUUGUUUAGCGUCCACCCAAAACUCAAAAACCUGUCUUUCUAUCAGGAAAAAAACCCACAAACCCAACUAAAGGUUCAACAAAAUAAAAUUUGAUAUAUAUUUUGAAGUAUUUUCUUCAUUUUGUAACAAAAAUAACAAAUACCUACUAUAUGAUUUCCAUUUUAAAUGUUUUUAUAUUUGAUUUCUGAUCCAGAUUUAAAAAUGCGAUUCUGAGCCCGACAUAUGAAAAAGCGAUCUAAUUUUAUGAACAACAAUUGUGUUUUUUACAUCUCAAAACCAAUCCGUCCGCGGACGCUAAACAUAGAAAAAAAACUUGGAAUGGCCUUACUUAAAAGACAUGAAGAUUUGUAUAGAAGUAGAAUUGGUUAGAAUGUGAUACCCAAUUAACCUUUAAUUUUUUCAUUCAAAUGAACGAUUUGCUCUUUAUAGUUGGUUCAUAUAAGUGCAACAAAAUGGUUCAAAGUGUAUGAAAAAACCCAAUCGUUUCAUGGGGAAUACACAAACAAUAAAAAUUAAGGGAAAACAACGAAAUGGGAUACAUCAGGCUCCAGGAUCAUGAAGCAAUUUUAGUUUUAAGUGAAAAAUUGUACACUAUCUUAAUAUUUCCUGAUUGAAAAACACUAACAAAACUGAAAUGCCAUUAAAAGAGGGCUGAUAUAACGUUGUUAAUUAAUAAUAAUAAACGUCAUUUUAUGAUAAACAAUCAUUUUAUAACUACCUGAAAUUUUGAUUUAAGUCUGAAAUUGCUUCAUGAUCCCGAAGCUAGUUCUAAAACAUAUAAUUGUGACGUUAUUUGGCAAAGGACCCUCGAUAAACGUAAAAGUAACGUCACAAUUAAACAGGUCUGGAUUGUUACGUCAUAAACACGCCGUAACGAAGGCAUUGCUGCAUUGUUAGCUGUACACAGAGGUAUGUUGAUGAAAUUCUCUCAUCUGUUUAAACAAUAAUUGACAUUUUUAGUGUAAAUGAUAGAAAAGAUGCAUAAUAUUUUGUGAAGUGAAUGUAAUUUGAUUGAAUAAGAUGUCGUUUUCAGCUUAAUAAUUGGUCCAAUUACUUGAUUAGAUUGUUUUGGGGAGACUUUUUAAAGAUGGCUGAGAUUGGUUCCGAUGAAUUUCCAUUCCGAUUGGAAAUGUUUAUAAAGAACAACGGAGAAAUUAACGUGAGGGCGUUAAUGGCUGCUGAUCUGGGGGACUUCACCCCCGAAGAUCUCCUGUACGAAUUCUACACGCGGACUUCUGCUGAGAUUGCCGACAUGAAAAGAGACAGAAGACGACUAGAAGCAGAAAUCCCGCAGGCGACCAGGGGCAUCUUGAUGAAGCGUAAGGAAUGUGCAAUUGUUCAAUCAAACAUCACCAAAUUGAAAGCAGAAUUCACCGAUCUGAAUGAACGUAAUAAGUUGUUGAAAGAGAUCAUGAGGCUAAAUCUGUCCCUGAAACCACGAUUGGCCACGCAGAAUCCCACAGAGCUCGGCGGCUGUGCCACACUACCAGAUAUACACCGGAGGGGAGCCCAAGUCCUCAGGGUCCAUGACUCACAGAAUCCCCGAGGUCAGAGGCAGCCUUCCCUCUGGGCCAGGGACUCUCGCAGUACACCGAGUCUUCCGUCCAUAGACAAGGCUAGACAGCGACCAGUACCAAGCUAUGCCCAGGAACCAGCUGGCCUCUGUGGUCAAAGAGGAACAAAAGCAAGCCAUUUGACCAAUGAAUACAAGCGGGUCAAAAGCUUAACAAAUACCAUAGAGAGAAAACGACAGUGUUCUCAAAGGAAGAAAGAUGCUUCUCUGUCCAACCUCAGGAGGCGAAACGUACCGCUAGGAGGCGGUAGAUCCCAGAAUGCCAUGCAUUGAUCGAAUAAUGUGUAAUGGUUGGAUGUAGAUGUCUUUUUCCUAUGCACUUCCACUCUAAUUUAAACUAUCCAUUUCGUCUGGUUUUGCUCCUUUUUGUAAUUGCCAAUUCUGAUUUGUGUUAGUCAUUAAAUGUAAAUGAACAGUGUGUAUUUAUAACUUCGAUUCCUUCACCUUGCAUUUACUUACAUGGUAUUUUAGAUUUUAUCGCAAGUAACAAAGAGAUGUAAGGUUUACCCAGGUAGGCUGCCAGAGCAAUAAAAGGGCGGUCAAUUGGUUUCGGGUCUGUUGUAUAGCUUAUUUUAAACACUUAACUGAACAUCCGACGUCUGUGGUAAAUCAUACGCAGGCAUUGUAUUUUCUACUUUUUACCACAGGGGCCAAGCCCGUUUUAACAUUAAUUUCAAUGUAACCAUCUUUAUUUAUGGUUACAUUGAAAUUAAUGUUAAAACGGGCUUGGUCCCUGUGC